GUGCACGUUGUCUGAUUCUAUGCGAAAGCUGUCACAAUGGACAAAUUUAAGAUCAUCGCGUUAUUUCUCAUGUUGGGUGUCUCUUUAAAUUUCACUCCAGUUACGGCAACUUAUGGAGUGUAUCAACCAAACUUUUUUCGUUUUCCACCAGUGCAACAGCCUUAUACACCAUAUGCCUAUUACGAUACCUACAGGUUAAAUACCGGAAUUAAAUCAUUCCCUGGUUCGAUUUAUCCAAGUAGCUAUCCAAGUAGUUAUCCAACUUAUUCUCAACCGCAAGCGCCAACGAUUUAUAGUUACUUUGGAACUCCUGUUUAUGACUAUCGACAACCACCAGUGCAGUUUUAUAUUGGAGGAAGACCAGUGUAUCCAUUACUGCCGCCCCAACUUCCUCCACCUGAAGAUCCAUCAUCGAAGGAUAAACCAAAAAAAGGCAAGAAAAACAAGAAAGACAAGGAAGACAAAGAUGAUGAAGAAGACAAGAAUGAUAAAGAAGAUCCUAACAAAGAUGCUGAAAGUGGCGAUGACGACGACGAAGGAAUUGAAAAAUUAGACAAAAAGGAUGAAAAGAAGAAAAAUAAAAAUGACAAAAAGCCCAAAAAGCCAGAAGACGAUAAAGAAAAAGAAGAAGAUGAUAAGAAACCAGAUAAUAAAAAAAAGCCAGAAAACAAAAAAAAGAAGCCCGAGGAAGACACCACCGAGAGCAAUGAAGAUUCUGUUACUGUCGAUGCAUUAGAAUAAACAAAAUAAUUUUUUUAAAACCACAAAAUGGUAAAAAACAAUUUUCUACCACAAUAUCAAAUCAAAAAGAAAUUAUUGAAAUUAAAUUGAAAAAGAAAUUAUUUUUAUUCUAUAAAAAUAAUUUCUAUAAAAGUAAUUAUGUUUCAUUGAAAUUCACCUUAAAA
Messenger RNA from Leptopilina heterotoma, 905 nucleotides. Its product is annotated as myelin transcription factor 1-like protein. NCBI's taxonomy places the organism in Eukaryota, Metazoa, Arthropoda, Insecta, Hymenoptera, Figitidae. The record is from RefSeq and is a predicted model, not a curated record. Bases 37 to 741 code for a protein of 234 amino acids. The transcript has 4 exons.